Messenger RNA from Tachyglossus aculeatus (Australian echidna), 767 nucleotides. RefSeq names its product CD99 molecule like 2 (gene CD99L2). Bases 120 to 767 code for a protein of 215 amino acids. Lineage: Eukaryota; Metazoa; Chordata; Mammalia; Monotremata; Tachyglossidae. The transcript is spliced from 9 exons. The record is from RefSeq and is a predicted model, not a curated record.
GGCUUUGAGGCCUGCAGCCGCCGCCCUUGGAGCUGUGCAGCAGGAGGCCGGGCUCCCCGGGCCUCCCGGGCUCCCCGGGCCCGGCUCCUCCUCCCCCUCCUCCUCCUCCUGCUCCUGCCAUGGAGCCCCGCCGGCUCCUCCUCGUCGUCGCCCUGUCCUUGGCCGCGCUGGCGGGCAGCGGCUCUGGGGACAGUGAUUUCAGUUUGGAAGACGCUCUGAGUGACCUUACUACGAAGAAACCUGAUCCCGUGCCUCCCAAAAAGCCAUCAGGUGGGACAAGAGGAGGAGGAGGAGCAGACACUGAUUUGGACUUGUUCGAUGCCCUCGAUGAUCAAGAUGAUCCACAUGAUGGUAGAAAACCCAAGCCAAAUUCAGGAGGAGGAGGUGGUUUCAAUCCACUAGACUUUGAUUUGGGACCUAUCCCACCCAAGCCAACCACUAAGCCCUAUCCAAAGAGACCAGGCGGUUGGGACCACAUCCAAACAACCACAACCAAGAGGCCAAGAGUCACCAAAGCUCCACCAAAAAUACCAGACUCUGAUUUUGACCUGUCUGAUGCUUUGGAUGACCGAAAUGAUCCAGAUAGAGGCGGAAAGCCAAAGCCAAAUUCAGGAGGAGGAGGGCUUUCAGACCAAGAUCUUGAGGACAUUCUGAAUGAUGGCUACAAACCCGAUAAGGAUAAAGGUGGUGGCUUUGGCAGCAAUGAUGACCCUGGAACUGGUAAGUUACUGUUCCCCGAAGAUCGGUUUAUCUUUGCAUGGAAAUAG